Molecule: messenger RNA, 621 nt
Organism: Vanderwaltozyma polyspora DSM 70294
Lineage: Eukaryota; Fungi; Ascomycota; Saccharomycetes; Saccharomycetales; Saccharomycetaceae
Gene: DID2
Product: Did2p
Exons: 1
Coding region: 1-621 (206 amino acids)
Biological process (GO): protein transport; late endosome to vacuole transport; endosome transport via multivesicular body sorting pathway
Cellular component (GO): multivesicular body; ESCRT III complex
Source: RefSeq, a predicted model, not a curated record
AUGAUGUCUCGUAAUUCUGCUGCUGGUCUGGAUAAUACUCUAUUUCAACUAAAAUUUACUUCUAAGCAACUAAAGAAACAAGCUCAAAAAGCUUCUAAGGAGGAGAAGCAAGAAAUAGCCAAACUUAAAAAAUCACUUAAUGAAAGUGAAGAAAUUGCAAAAAUUUAUGCGUCUAAUGCUAUUAGAAAGAAAAAUGAACAUCUAAAAUUACUUAAAUUAGCUUCAAGGAUCGAUUCAGUAGCUUCAAGGGUUCAGACUGCUGUUACUAUGAGACAAGUUUCUACCUCUAUGGCUCAAGUUUGUAGGGGAAUGGAUAAAGCUCUGCAGAGUAUGAAUUUACAACAAAUAACAAUGAUCAUGGAUAAAUUUGAGCAACAAUUCGAAGACUUGGAUGCUAGUGUAAACGUUUAUGAAGAUAUGGGCGUUAGUGCAGAUGCAACAUUAGUAGAUAGCGAUAAGGUUGAUGAAUUAAUGAAUAAAGUAGCUGAUGAAAAUGGCUUAGAACUAAAGCAAAGUGCAAGAUUGGAUAGCUUGCCAGAAAUAAAACAAUCCGAGACUCCAGAAAUAAAUACUGAGAAAGAGGAUCAAUUAGCACAAAGACUUAAAGCUUUGAGAGGUUGA